CUCCUUCAUAUCACAUUAAUCAGGGCGAGGCACGUGAGUAUCACAGAAUAUUAAUGACACACACAGACAGAAAGUGGUCCGCGGCAUACUCUGGGGGGCCACAAGUUCACAGGACUGCGCUGAUGAAUAUGUAAACAAAGUUAUUAGUCCACGCAUGUGCUUUUAAUUGCAGGACACUUCUCGCCAAUCUAGUUGCAUUGGUUACACAGAAUGGGCGUGAGCUGCCCUUGGAAAGGGAGCCCAGAGAUUCGUGCGUUUCCUGUACGCACGAUCUGAGCGCUCAGUUGAGUCUGGGAGAGAAACACAACGCACAGGCGGGAUGGAUAGCACAGGAUUUACAACUGUAGCUGUUUGAAUACUUUCCCAAAAUCAGGUAAGAAGACGCACAGGAGGGAGGGGAGUUGAAGCCGGAGAGUCGAGGCGCGUCUGUGUCUGUGUUUGGGAGAGAGUGAGGGAGCAUCGCAGUCACAGAAAAGAGAGAAGGGAAGAGAGAAGGGGGACCAAGUCUGGACCAAGUGAUCGACAAACCUCCAAGGAGCAGCCGGGUUGUUUCAUUGCACACCGGACCAGUGAUCCAGCCAUGGUGCCGGCGCGCUGCCUGGGAUCCUGUGCCCUCCUGGCACUGGCUCUCCUCGCGGGAUGCGGCGUGGUUCUCUGCCUGGGCCAGAACGACACGGAGCCCAUUGUCCUGGAGGGGAAGUGUCUCGUAGUUUGCGACUCGAACCCCUCUUCUGACGGAGCAGUGACCUCCUCACUUGGCAUAUCAGUCCGCUCUGCCGGGGCAAAGGUGGCUUUUUCUGCCGUGCGUGGAACCAAUCAUGAACCGUCAGAAAUGAGUAACACCUCCAUGACCAUCUAUUUUGAUCAGGUUCUAGUGAACAUCGGCAACCAUUUCGAUCUCAAAGCAAGUGUUUUCCAAGCUCCAAGAAGGGGGAUAUAUAGCUUCAGCUUUCACGUGGUGAAGGUCUACAAUAGGCAAACCAUACAGGUGAACCUGAUGCAGAAUGAUUAUCCGGUUAUAUCAGCAUUCGCCGGAGAUCAGGACGUUACAAGAGAGGCGGCCAGCAACGGAGUACUGCUGAUGGUGGAACGGGAGGACCGGGUCUAUUUGAAGCUGGAACGGGGUACCCUCAUGGGCGGAUGGAAAUACUCCACCUUCUCAGGCUUUUUAGUCUUUCCUCUAUAAUCUAAUUUGCGAUCAUUCGCAUCGCAAGGGACCCCGAUUAGACUGAGGAAGAAAAAAAGAGAAAAACAACACAAAAAGAAAAAAAAAAACGAAAAAAAAACGCCAUUUAUUUUUGACUUAAGAACUGUCAGCCAAGGAAGCCGACGAAUUUCUGUACACUUGUCCUCUAUUUAGUCAAACAUGAACGUUUCCUUGGAGUUCCACAUAUUCAAAUCCAUCAGUCAACUUUAACGCAAUCUGGAUGACCAAACAGUGACUGGCCAGUGACUGGCAUGUGCUUGUCGGGUAUGUGGAUUUUUUUUUUUUUUUUUUUAAUUCUCGCUUGGAAAACAAACUUCAGUGACAGAGAAAUGGGUGUCACGCGGAAAAGGGAGAAAAUGAGGAGUGGAAAAACUAAUACCCCGGACAGGCUGACUGUUUUAUGCUCUAUUUCAUGUUUGUAUAGCCUUAAAGAAUAUAUGGUUUUCCGUCCAAGUGAAAUAUAUGGAAUAAUGAACAACCAGAGAAGAAGUGCUUUCACGCCCAAGGCGAUAUUUUGCACGAAUGGAAGAUUCCUCUUUAUGUUUUGUUGUGAUGUCAAUGGUGUUGCGUUUGGAUGCUGAAUAUGUUGAAAAUACGCCAAAUGUAGGCCGCCUACGAGUUUAUUAAAAGAGAAAAAAGGCGAUAUAUUUCAGCCACCAGAGAUGACAUUGAGCCCUUUCAUUUGAAAAAAAAAAUUAUAUAUAUAUUUAAUUUACAAAGUACAUAUUCACAUUACUGUGUGUUUUACAUUUCGGAAUCUGCGUAGCUUUGAUUGAUUUAAUGUUCAGUGACGUUGCUCACUAAAUGUACAUUGUGAAAACAAUAGAAGAAUCCCUAUAUGUCCCGCUUAAUAAAAGAUAUUGUAUUGUAUAGGCUAAGCGAAUUCAUCAAUUAUUCAUGUUACAGUACAAGAAAGGAGACUUUCUGAAACAAAUAUUUGUACAGGAGGUGUGAGACCUCAAGAAGUAACUCAAAGAGUUGGUCACUAUGCGCUGUCCAGGGUGCUGAAACAGACUAAUGAGCUAUUAGAAAAAAGUAACGCAGCACUUUUUCUUCCAAGUCUAAACUGAAUGGUCACAAUCUGGCGGACAAAAAGUAACUUCAGUGGAAUAACAUUCAAAGCUUGAUGCUUUUUGUGUAGCUGGCUGGGGACUGGAAUUUGACUGCUUUAUUAGUUUAUACACCAGUGACUGAAAAGCGAUCCGAGCAGCAAACCUGCAGCUCUGCCAGGCCGCUGCAAAAUAUCCUCUCACAAGACAACGGGAAGCGUUAUGGUUUAGGCACAGAGCCAAAUACCACGUAAAAUAGUCAUAGGAUUGAUGUGAGUGGUCCAUUAAACUUCACAGGAGAGCUAAAAUCCCGUCUAAAAUGUUACAGGGUGACUAUUGCAAAGUUCACAUCUUUUGAUUCAAGUGAUUUUUUUCUUUUUGAAAUAAUGACAUAAUCAGAUUCCAUCUUGUAUGAAAACCCUUUGUUUUUGUAUAUUUACACCCACCCACCCAUGCUGCGAAAAUCAGGCACACACACACACGCACACACACACACACACACACACACACACACACACAAACACAUAUGUAUAUAUAUAUAUAUAUAUAUAUACAUAUACAAAUACAAAUAUGUAUAUA
Messenger RNA from Menidia menidia (Atlantic silverside), 2835 nucleotides. NCBI's taxonomy places the organism in Eukaryota, Metazoa, Chordata, Actinopteri, Atheriniformes, Atherinopsidae. The record is from the annotation of a GenBank genome assembly.